Molecule: messenger RNA, 351 nt
Organism: Coniophora puteana RWD-64-598 SS2
Lineage: Eukaryota; Fungi; Basidiomycota; Agaricomycetes; Boletales; Coniophoraceae
Exons: 2
Coding region: 1-351 (116 amino acids)
Source: RefSeq, a predicted model, not a curated record
AUGCCCAAGUGGCCGCACUCGAUCCACUUCUCGAUGGAUGAAUCAUUGAUGGUGCUCCACUGGUCCGUGUACACUGGGGGCGUUCGUGAAUCUCGCCAUGGACCCAACGGCUUCUCGGUAUACGCCCUUCAUGAAACAUCCUUGGAGCAAAACUUUGCCAUCGGUGCGAAGAAGGGCUCAUCCGUCAAACCAUCCAUCCGCAUCCUCUCUCGCAGAUCAUUUGCAGAGUUCAGGGCCUGGAAAGGAGCGGCGAACGGAACAGGCAGCUCUCAAAUCAAAGUACCGCUCAUUAUGGUAGAUUCGAAGGGUCAGGACUUCUUGUUGUCUAGGGUGGUUGACGAGGUGCACUAG